Diatraea saccharalis (sugarcane borer) is the source of this 1008-nucleotide messenger RNA. NCBI's taxonomy places the organism in Eukaryota, Metazoa, Arthropoda, Insecta, Lepidoptera, Crambidae. The record is from the annotation of a GenBank genome assembly.
AUGGAUUCCGGAUAAACUCCGACAGAUCGCACUGAACACGCUUUCGCGUCUGCGCAAGAAUAUAAAGACGCCCUAGACGCAUUAAGAAAGCACACCGGCGCUGAGCGAAGUAAGCCUCAGCGAACAUUAGAAGCAGAACCGGAAGAUUCUCAUCAAGAAGAGCAAGAGUAUUUAGAUGAGCUUCUGGUGCCGGAGCCAUGGGAACUGAAUAAUACAGCUAGGGCAGCUAUGGAGUUACUAUUCUUCAACCGUGUGCCCAAGGUCGGGAGUCAGACCUUCAUGGAGUUGCUCAGGCGACUAGCUAUAAGGAAUCAGUUUGAGACAAUCCGUCUAGCGCCCGCUGACCAGCAGAUGUUGGUGAGCCUGGUAGCCGCGCAUACGCCACCCGCUUCCUACAUCAAACAUGUCUGCUAUACUAAUUUUACCAGAUUUGGGUAUCCUUCUCCUAUCUACGUGAAUGUCGUGAGAGAUCCUGUUGAACGAGUGAUUUCAUGGUAUUACUACGUCAGAGCUCCUUGGUACUACGUCGAGAGGAAACGCGCCUUUCCAGAUUUACCUCUGCCAGAUCCAUCGUGGCUUAAAAAAGAUUUCGAGACAUGUGUACUAAGCGGUGAUCGGGAGUGCCGCUACAUCGAGGGAGAGACACACGAAGGUAUCGGUGACCAUCGCCGGCAAACGCUAUUCUUCUGUGGCCACGAGCCUCAGUGCACGCCAUUUAAUAGUGUGGAAGCUCUGCAGCGUGCUAAGCGAGUGGUAGAAGAACAAUACGCGGUGGUGGAAGAACUCAACACUUUCAACAGAAUCAAUCGGAACGCAUUCAAGCCCCCCGUAUCCGAAGCAGUUAAGCAAAUAGUUCGUGCGAAUUUCACGAGAGAGAUCGAGUUUUACGAGUUCUGUAAGCAACGACUGCACAUACAGCUGCGAGCAUUAAGAGACCCAGCGUUAACACUUCCCACUACCACCACGCUCAGGAGGCGAAGAGCGCAAAGGAGACUCGGUAGACUUUAG